UUCCUAGUCUGUGGGACAGCAGCAGCCAGUAAACAUGGCUGGAAUUGGUUUCCGACGGUGGGCCCAGGCUCUCGCUAAAGGAAAACGUCCUGGUAUUUCAGCCAUUCUGUCGGGAUGUAGACCAGCCUCUGGUACGUCCAAGGGGAGUCUACCUGGUCCAUACCCGAAGUCCGACAAGGAGAAAGCUGCUGCUGCAAAGAAGUACAACAUAAGGGCUGAGGACUAUGAGCCAUAUCCAGACAACGGCGAGGGCUUUGGUGAUUAUCCAAAGUUACCAGACAGGUCUCAGCAUGAGAGAGACCCCUGGUACAAGUGGGACCACCCUGACUUGAGAAGGAACUGGGGAGAGCCGAUGCACUGGAAUUUUGACAUGUUCAUCAGGAACCGCGUGGAUACAUCUCCCAGUCCUGUGGAUUGGUCCACAAUGUGCAAACAACUGUUUGGUUUCAUUGGGUUCAUGCUGUUUAUGUUCUACGUUGGGGAGAAAUUUCCAGCGUAUCAACCUGUUGCGCAAAAACAGUAUCCCUAUAACAACCUGUACUUGGAGAAAGGCGGAGAUCCGGAAAAACAACCAGAGGAAGUCAAAAAUUACAAAAUCUAAUGACUACAAUCUGACUCUACUUGUGUAUAUAUAUUUCUGUCAAGAAUAAAGACUUGUAUUAAGUUACAUU
Messenger RNA from Cyclopterus lumpus (lumpfish), 671 nucleotides. RefSeq names its product NADH:ubiquinone oxidoreductase subunit B8 (gene ndufb8). The transcript has 5 exons. Bases 35 to 601 code for a protein of 188 amino acids. The record is from RefSeq and is a predicted model, not a curated record. Lineage: Eukaryota; Metazoa; Chordata; Actinopteri; Perciformes; Cyclopteridae. Gene Ontology annotation, biological process: mitochondrial electron transport, NADH to ubiquinone. Gene Ontology annotation, cellular component: mitochondrion.